Messenger RNA from Musca vetustissima, 2985 nucleotides. RefSeq lists its product as uncharacterized. The coding region runs from base 1 to 2985 and encodes 994 amino acids. Lineage: Eukaryota; Metazoa; Arthropoda; Insecta; Diptera; Muscidae. The record is from RefSeq and is a predicted model, not a curated record. The transcript has 3 exons.
AUGAAGCAAUUUUCAAUCCUGUGCCUCUUGAUUUUGGCAUCGGCCAAUAUCGGUCUGGCGACCCAUGUGAACAUAUCGAUUUCCCAGCAAAAUGCAAAGAGUUCAGUUCGUUCCGCAGCUUCAACAAUUGUUGCGGAUAACUCGAAGCUGAUGUCAGAUUCCAGAGAUGUGUUUGAAAGCGAUGGACGAAGUGCCCGAAUUCAAAACGAAAACAAGGGUGAACAGAAAACAUACUUUGCCAACCAUCGAACCGAGGCCUCUGAAAUUAGCUCUCCCAACCACCGUAAUUACAUACAGUCGGGACAUUUUGUUGCCGAGCCAGAAUUUCAAUUAAAGUCCAUGUACCAAUCCAGUCCUAUUGAAUACCAGCGCAAUGCUCAAUUCCGAAGGAUGGAUGAACAGCAAAAACAGAACGUUGAGUUCGAGCGUUACAUUCAGAACUUUCACAGUGGACCGACGGUAGAAACGGUAUAUGAAUCUGCAGAUGCAAUGCCUUCAUCGCAUGCCAUCGCUUCACGUGUGAAUAACGAGGGAGCUGCAAUACAGCGCAGUGGAAAACUUGUCCAAUUCGAACGUCAAGUAGCACUACCGGCCCCAGUAACGGAAACAGAAAAUCAACAGCAAUCGCAACAAAGUACACAGCAUCCCUCGUCGCCCGCCACCUCAUCCGGCUCAGUCACAUCUAGUGCUCCAAAUUCUGCUGCUCCCAGUGUAUCCGUAAGCACUGCAGGUGGAUCUAGCCUAAAUAUUAAUAUUAACCAACGACCAGCCUCUGUCGGAAGUGACGGCCUAAAUUUUGAUCAAACGAAUAGUUACAACAAACCGAAUUACAAUGACCCCAAUACCUUCAAAUACCACAGCGAUAGCUCUUCAGAUAGUCAUUUUCAUAACCAAUACCCUCCUACAGUACAGGAACCACAAGGUGGCUAUGGAGGUUAUUACCAACCAUCAGGUCACCAUGUGAGUCAGGGUUAUCUGCCACCGGAAGCAAUCAACAAUCAGCGACCCGUUGUCACCAAAACCAUUCAAAUUGCCCAGCCGGCCAUCAAAACGAAGAAAUAUGAAGUACGUCACCCGGCCAUCCAGAAGGAGUUCUACGACAUUGAAGAACGCGUGGUGAUCAAACCGGCCGGCACAGUAGUAGUCGAAUUGGAAAGGCCUGUUGCAAAGAUCCCAAAAGGCGAAUCGAUUUUACCCCUUGGACAUCCUCAUCCUGCAGUGGCCAAUGCAUACAUGAAUAAUGGAAACACACCUUCCUUUAGCAACAUCCUUUACAGCGCUGCUGGUUCUUCAAACCAAGGCAAUCAGGGCAGCAACCAGUACUCCCACGGUUACAAUUCAAAGCAACCAGUUGAACGAUCUAACAUCGCUGGUUCCACCAUUGCUUCAUCAAUCACAUCGACUCCAUCGUUUGACCAGGGAAGCAAAGCUAUGGCUGUCGAAGCCAAUCUGAACAAGCAGUACAAUGGCGAGAACCAUUACUCGGCAACACCUGCUCCCGUGAAAGUCGACCCUAAAAUACGCAACAGAGAAGUAAUUGUUGUCACCGAUGGACAAGGAAACCAACGCCAGGUGUCAUCCGACCAAUUCCCCUAUUCCCAAGCGAGAUCAGGAUAUAAUUUACGUUCCUAUUCCAACCAAAAUGUAGCCCCACAACGGACGAACAUUCAGUCGAGUUCGUCCAAUCGCGAACCUUAUAACUUCGAUGCUGAAUAUGUUAAUGUCGGUGCUAAUGGAAAUAUCGCCCGAGAUGCCAAGCCUGCCCGCUUGGAAGAAGCCCCCAUUCGAAUGGAGCCGGUAAUAAAGCACGGACACAGCAUAGCAUUGCCCGCUAGUCAACAUAAAAUAUAUCUGACGCAAAAGUAUGCCGUGCCGCAAUCCCAAUAUGUCGAGGAAAAUGCUCAUGUGCAAGAAGUGUCACCGCACCACAUACUUAACCGCAAAGGACCGGUUGUUGUCUAUGCCACUAGCAAACACAUACCUGAGGUAUCAUUUAGACAAAGUGGAUCGGCGGAUUAUCAUUCUCACGCAUUGACUGCCAAUUACCGUCCUUCAAGUGGUGUGGCUGAGAAAACCAUCGGCAGUAGCCGUUUGGAAAUUAGUGCUCCGUAUGCUCAAAUGCGAUACAAUCCCGAUGACCGUAGUCCUACUCAAAAUUUAGACAACGACCGUGAGAAUCGUAAAUUUGGAAGGCUAAUUGUGGAAGAUAAAAGCGCCAAAGAAGCGAGCUCAAGCUUCGACAACAAGGGUAGCAUGAAUACGACCCGUAUGGAUGAACCACAAACCCACAUUGAGAUUAAUAUUCCGGAAAGCUCGCAGAUGUCUAACAAGCCCAUUACCGUUAGCUCCACCAUUAGACCCAUGAUGUCUGACGACGGACAAGCGACGCACAAUGCAAAAUUAGAAAUUUCCGUUACAAACAAUGGUGAACCUAAAAAAGAGGGAACACAACAGGCCACCACGGACAGUUCUAAAGAAAUGCGCGAUAGGGAAUUCGUGACGAGCUCUCAGGACACUGUUGAUUGUGAAAAAAGAACAAAAAUGGAUGACAAAUUCAUGCGCCUCGUUGAGGCUCCCAGCGAUUCGCACGAGUCAUCUGAUGCUGCUUCAUCCUCCUCAACACAUCAAACAGCUAACGUAGACGUAACCAAUAAAGGAUCAUCGGGUCAUGUAAUUUCGUCUGGCAACUCUGGUCAUGCUGUAACACCAGGAUCUCGAGUAAUUGCUGCAACGCCUGCGCCUAGAGAUACUGCCGCAGGCAGUGAAAGUUUCCACAAACGGCGAAUCGUUGUUAACCACCCAUUCCAAACAGUUCGUGAGGUAGUUGAACAUGAACCCUACACCAAUUACCACGAAGUCCAAGUCAGCGAGCCCGCUUCACCGGCUCUGUACCAUUCGGCUGCAUACUUCCGCAGCCACGGUGCUUUGCGUCAAGCUCCGACCGAGGAACGUCACAUGGGAACAUCGACAUUCUAUCAUAAAUAA